Messenger RNA from Pollicipes pollicipes, 1468 nucleotides. RefSeq names its product SAGA chromatin modifying complex subunit Spt7 (gene Spt7). NCBI's taxonomy places the organism in Eukaryota, Metazoa, Arthropoda, Thecostraca, Pollicipedomorpha, Pollicipedidae. The transcript is spliced from 11 exons. Gene Ontology annotation, cellular component: SAGA complex. The record is from RefSeq and is a predicted model, not a curated record. Gene Ontology annotation, molecular function: protein heterodimerization activity; transcription coactivator activity. Bases 188 to 1078 code for a protein of 296 amino acids.
CCCAAAAAGUUAUGCUCCGUAACCGACAAUAACAGCAACGUUGCUCUUGUAUUCAUUGUUUCACCGUUCACUUUCUUCACGGCGCUCUGAUCUUUUUCUCCCUGGUCCACCGUAGUCGUUGCCCCAGUUCAUUACCUGCCCCAAGAUAACGAACUGCCCUGAAAGCAUCUUAAUAGUAUUUGGUUAUAUGGUUACCAUGACAACUCAGCAUUGGGGUGAGUUUGAAUCAAGCACACAGCAUGUGGAAGGACUGCGCCCUGAGGAGUUGAGCAAGCUGACCAAGCUGCAGCAGUCCAUUGUUGUCGAGGGACCUAAACUGUUCCAGCCUGCUGAGGUGCCACAGGAGCAUGACACGAGGUCGCAGCAGGCCUUCCGCAUGGACCCGCUGGUGCUGGCCACUAUUCAGCUGGAGAGUCAGAAUGCUGCCAUCAGCCAGGCGGUGGCGCAGGGCACUGCAGUUGAUGAGUCAGCAUUGGUGCCUCUGAGCAUAUCAGACUGCUUGACCAAGCUGGAAGAAACCUUUACCGUCUUCCCGGAAGUAAAGGACAGCCACUUCGCCAGCGGUCGGGGCUCCCCCGUGCCGGAGAUAGCGCCGGAGCUGUGCCGGGACCUGCUGGUGCGCUCCGUCGGCACGCUGGCAGCCCAUGCUGGCUUCCACACCUCGUCGGACCUGGUGCUGGGCGUGCUGGCGGACGCGGCCGGCUCGUUCCUGUCCUCGCUGUGCCGGAUGCUGCGGCAGACUCGUGACAUGGAGGCUGAGCGCGGGUCGCACGGCUUCGUGGAUGCCCUCGAGCGCACCUUCGUGGACUCGGGCGCGGGCAGUCUGCGCCAUCUCGUGAGCUACUACGCCACUAGCGUCGUCGAGCGGCUCCGCCAGGUGCGCGACACCAACUAUCAGCUGCGGGCCGAGUACGAUCAGCUGGCGUCGGAUCGUGAGAGCGUCGAGAACAUCACUCUGGACGACAGCCUGCUGGUGGACAUUCUGGCCGAGACAGCCGACCGGCCUGCCCUCUGUCGGGCCCGGGGGAACUAUCGACAUGUCGGCGUACCCCAACAUGAGCUUCGAGUCGGCCGAUGACUUGGCAGGGAUGAACUCCUCGCUCGACUCGGAGGAGAUUGUCGUGCAGUCCUCGCCUCUCGCGGAGGUGACCAGUCCACCGAACAAGAAGGUCCGCCUGUAGCCCGCCGCCGGCCGAACAGCCUGGAGCUUCUUGAACGGAAGCUCACUCUCGAGGACCCUGGCACGGGCGUGGCCCUGCCACACCAGGCGGCCGCUGACCCUGCUCAGCUACCCCAACUAGACACAGGAGUGGCCAAGCCAACACCUCUGGAUGCAGACGUGGCCCUUCCACCGCAUCCGACCGCAGACGCGUCGGUCAAACAACCAUACCACGGCGUGGAUGCGUCCCCAGCACACCUGGACGUGGCUGUGGCCCCGCCGUCACUGCUGGAGGCGGCCGCAGCCCCG